Molecule: messenger RNA, 2465 nt
Organism: Lates calcarifer (barramundi perch)
Lineage: Eukaryota; Metazoa; Chordata; Actinopteri; Centropomidae
Gene: muc13b
Product: mucin 13b, cell surface associated
Exons: 12
Coding region: 115-1554 (479 amino acids)
Biological process (GO): cell-cell junction assembly
Molecular function (GO): calcium ion binding
Source: RefSeq, a predicted model, not a curated record
ACACCUGAGCCCUCACCAUCUAAAGUUUAAGGACACUACAGUCUCUUCCUCUCAUAACCUUCACUGGCUUUCUUUCUUUCUUGGGGUGAAGUUUUGACUUUGAGUUCUUUUCCAAUGGCUGGAAAACUCCUGGCUUUCCUGGUUGUAGCCCGUCUGGCACUUUCUUCAUCGACAGGAGCAGUGAAUACUACAGUGCCACCCACAACUUUUUCAGUAUCAACAAUAGAACAGAACACAACAGUAGGAGUAAAUUCAUCCACAACACCAGGAAAUUCUUCAACAACAGCAUCAAGUUCGGUCAGUCCAUCCACAGAGCUGGUAACCUCUUCUGCACCAACAACCGCCAAGCCAGAUUCUUGUGAUUUAAACCCAUGUGGCCAGGGGAGCACCUGUCAGGAUAGUGUGGGCGAUGCCUUUGUAUGUUUGUGCUUGCCUGGUGAUAACUACAAUUAUGUCAGCAAAAGCUGUGAGACUGCCAAAGUUUUCCCUGGACAACUAGGCGUGCCUGGAAUAAACUAUGAGGAGAAUAUGAAAGACAAGAACUCACCAGAUUUCAAAAACGCAGCACUAACUAUUAUCAAUGAGGUGAACGCUGUUUUCAACGAAACUGCUGAUUACUCUAAUUCUACCGUGGUGGAACUCCUACCUCCACAGAGCAAAGUUGAGUUAAGGUCAGGAGACGGGCUCAUUGCAUCUAUAGAGAUCAUCUUCAAGACAUCUUCUGACAUUACAACAGCAGGGGUUAAAGAAAAGAUAAAAGCUGCCAGUGGCACAAUCAAUGGUGGAUCUUUCAGUGAGACCAACCUCUGCUCUAGGAAAGCCUGUGAUGUGACAACUACAAACUGCACACCAACAGAGGGAUCUUUUAAAUGUGCCUGUUUGGACGACUACAUCAAGACCGACUACAGUGACAGAGUGUGCGUUGCUUGUCCCAGUGGGCAAAAGGCAAAGAAUUCUGUUGAAUGCGUCCCCUGCUCAUUUGGUUAUUCUGGCUUGAACUGCAGUGAAUCAUGGCAGCUGGUGCUGGUAAUCGUUGGCUCUGUGCUCGGGGGGCUGCUCCUCAUCGCUCUCAUCCUUCUACCUGUAGUGGCACUCAGACCUUCAAAGAAGAGCUCCAAGAAGAAUGCAAAUGCAGACAUCGGGAAGCCUUAUGUCAGUCACUCUCCUGCCAAGGCACCAUUGGUGAACAGUAACAGCAACUUUGGCAACAGCCAGGCACCCUCAGUUAAUGGGUCGGCCUAUGGCGGUGCCGCAGUGCCUAGAAUCCCAAGGGCCACAACCACCAACCCCUGGGACAACAGGACCAACCUGGAGAUGACUCCAAGCAACAGCCGGCAAAACCUGAUCCCUGGGGGCAGGAACAUGCGGCCACAUGACGACCAAGAUGACAUGAACCCAUACUCUCAACCUCGACCUCAGAGCAACCUCUAUCCUCAGUCACGACCCCAGAACAACCCAUAUGCCCAGAAUCGAGCUCAGAUCAACCCAUAUGCUCAGAGCCAGGGCCAGUCCAAUCCUUACUUCACAAACGAUGAUGGAAGACGGUUCAACUAAUGAGAAAACACUACAGUCUAUCCCACAGUGACAUUUACCUAGAGCAAAAACUUGUUGAAGUUUUGUUGGAAAUUUUUCAGAAUCACACCCCCCCAACCCCCCACCCCACCCCAAAAAAAGGCAAUGUACACCAUUUUGAUCCCAUUAGUGUAUGGUAAGAGUUGCAUAAACAAAAGCACAAUGGUUGCAUAAACACUAUGCAAUGGCUGGGGAAAUGUGCAUUGAUGAAUAUUAUUGUACAGUGGGGCAGUCUUUCAUGUCCUUUCAUGACAUUGAUCUGUAUAGUGUGAACUCUAUUCUGCCUAAUUAUAAGUGGUCAUAAAUUAUUUCUGUCUUUGCGUCAUUAAUCUUUGUGAAUGUUUGGGAUAUGUCGAUACAAUGUGGGUCUUUUCAAACAUUUCUCAACAUUUUUUUUAUUGUCAAUCACUUAAAGCAUUACUUACUCAACAAUAUCUAAUUAUUAAAUGGAGUUGAAACUAAAAAUUGAGGAGGAGCUGCUUUAUAUCCUUCUCAUCUAUGAAUUGUUCUGCAUGUAAAAUAUUUGAGGUUUGUGACAAGACUAGUUUAUGUCUAUGUCUAUUUUUCUGUGAAUGAGGUGAGUUCAUUUUGUUCUAAUAAAACUUAAUGAGUUCUUAUCCACAAUCAGGGCCUGUUGGGUCCCUCUGCAUAUUUUUGGGGUAAUUUGUGUGAAAUGUUUACUGUAUUGAAAUUGUUUUAUGUUGUAAAACUGAGAGUAUAUUUUGUUUAUGUUUAACCUCUUUCGUGGCUGAUUGAUACCAAGCUGUUAUUCAGCAUGAAUGAAAUAGCAAUAUUUUGAAACAUUUUAUCAGGUACUGUGCUAGUUUUGCUUUGUCACUCAUAAUAUCAUAAGAUAUUUUAUUUCUUUUCAAAAUAAAAUUAAUUGAACCCUA